UCUGCUACAGCGACGUGCUCCAGCGGAGCUAUGCAAUGCUGCAAUACCAUUCAGCCGGCUUCCAGCCAAGAGGCUUCGAACGUGCUCGGGAUGGUCGGAGUUAACCUUCAAGGCCUCGAUGUCCCGGUCGGCAUCGACUGCACGCCCAUGUCCAUGACUGGCAACAAUUGUCAGUCGCAGCUAUCGUGUUGCGAGAAUAGC
Messenger RNA from Coniophora puteana RWD-64-598 SS2, 201 nucleotides. RefSeq lists its product as uncharacterized. Gene Ontology annotation, cellular component: fungal-type cell wall. The record is from RefSeq and is a predicted model, not a curated record. The annotation marks the transcript as partial. Gene Ontology annotation, molecular function: structural constituent of cell wall. Lineage: Eukaryota; Fungi; Basidiomycota; Agaricomycetes; Boletales; Coniophoraceae. The transcript is spliced from 2 exons.